Messenger RNA from Polyodon spathula (Mississippi paddlefish), 4918 nucleotides. Its product is annotated as ras association domain-containing protein 3-like. The record is from RefSeq and is a predicted model, not a curated record. Gene Ontology annotation, biological process: signal transduction. The coding region runs from base 586 to 1815 and encodes 409 amino acids. Gene Ontology annotation, cellular component: cytoplasm. The transcript has 6 exons. Lineage: Eukaryota; Metazoa; Chordata; Actinopteri; Acipenseriformes; Polyodontidae.
UAAUUUAAAAUACGAGUCAUUUUUAUGUAUUUAUUCCUAAAAAAAACGAUACUUCAUUUUAACACAUAAACAACGGGAACUUGUUUUCAAAGUGGUUGAUCGCUAGAUGGCGCUUUUAUAACGACCUUGGGACUGCGCUCCAUAGAUUUGAAACAGGCUAGUAUCUUCCUAAUGAAGCAAAACGGAAAAAAAGGUGUUUUCCUAAAUAGGGUUUCUGUUAUACUGGUAACAUUUGACAUCAUCCUAGAUCACUACUCGUAUCCUUCAAUUAUCCUGAGUUUCUUGUUUUUUUUUUUACUUGAUUAUUAUAACCUAUUAAAAACACUGCGAAUGCAAUUAAUAUAAAAUCAAUCAACCGGUUUCCCCUUCCCGAACACGGCAUAUCCAAAGAGAAAUACAUGCAGGCAGUGUAGAGGUUUCGGGGGAAAUUAGCAAAGCAAGGUGCACGAAGAGGGAGGGGGUACCUAACUGUAGCUCUUGAUACUGAAGUGUUGCUGUUGCACCCGGGACCCGGGCUGGACAAACCAGCUGUACCUGUUGAAUGAAUUCGAUACAUACGUGACUCGAAAGCAGUGAUAUGAAUCAAUGCAGGAAGCACUGCGCGGCAUUCCAAUUGAUGGUGUUAAUCCAGCCAUGGCGUCGACUACGACUGCUGUUAAACAAAUGCCACCACAACCCACUUCGCUCAUAGCAGCGUGGAAGGGCAACGUCAGCGAGGUAUCUCCUCCUCAAGCGAAGAUGCGACUCCAAAAGAACCUGGCUAAGGUGCUCAAGAGCCCAGUCCUCCCGGCUCAAGAUGUCAGCUACUGGGAAGCGCCGGCGAACUCAGGGGAACGGAAUCCCGUGGGGGUGGGCGCUGGAGCCCCCCGGUGCAGGAAAAGAGGAUAUCGACCUCCCCAUGUGAGAACCAUCUUUGAGCCGCCCGGGAAAGACCCCCGAGAGAGAGAAGAGCGAGGAGAGGGGCACAGCUUCUGUGGUGGCAUCACCGGGGCUUGGUGUGACUGCUGCUGCCGCUACAUCCUGCAAAGCGGCCUCGUAUGUUCAGAUUGCAAGUACACCUGCCAUCCCUAUUGCAGAGACCUGGUGACGUUGGACUGUCACCAGAAUGGCAAAUCAGUGGAGCCCCCCUUGCUCGAUGUGGGAGAUCACAGCAACAACAGUUCCACCAGUUCCACCCACCCGCCGGAUGUGGAGAAAGAGCGGGAGCUGCGCACACACCUCAGUAAAGAAGAAAUCCGACAGAAGGUUGAGCUCUACAACUCCUCGGUUACAGACCACCUGAAAAUGACCCUGAAUCCCGUUGGCUCCUACACUGGUUUCAUUAAAGUCCAGAUGGAGCUACAGCGGCCCAUCACAGUGCGUGGCCCCGGGGACCCAGCGCACAGCAGCGAGGACGCCUUCUACCUGCCCAAGGGCUCCAUCAACACCCUACACAUCAGCAGCGGUAACACCGCGAGGGAAGUCAUCGGGGCGCUGCUCAGCAAGUUCAUGGUGGUGGACAACCCCGCCAAAUUUGCAUUGUACAAGCGCUGCUGCAGGGAAGACCAAGUGUAUGUGUGCAAGUUGUCAGACGGGGAGCACCCUCUGUAUCUGCGGUUGCUGGCGGGGCCCAACACAGAUACACUGAGCUUUGUACUGCGUGAGCAACAGACAGGAGAGGUGAUGUGGGACGACUUUUCUGUUCCAGAGCUCCAGAACUUUGUGCGUAUUCUGGACAAAGAGGAAUCGGACCACCUGCGCUCCCUGACGAGGCGCUAUGCCACCUACAAGCUGAAACUGGAGGAGGCAAUGGAAGGAGCAAGGAAGCCAGGCUAAUGGGGAGCCAAACGGAGCCCGGGGGCCACAAUGGCAUGCAUUUAGCAGGGCCUGGCAUGUGACUGCAGGACUGGCUGCUUUAGAAAAAUCAAUGGAGUGCUUUUAUGUGGUACACGGGCUACCACGAAAACUGGAACUUUUGGAUCAGAGAACUGGGUCGCAUUUAACAGCUUGCACACUUCAAAUAUUUAUUGACGACUGCAAACGUGUUGAUUUUACUCGUCAUCCAGCACUCUGCCUGCCUGCCUAUCAGGACAUUUUUUAAUUACCUCUGUAGCCUGUGAAUCUGAAAGAAAAUAUUGUCAAUCAGUCAUUUUUAUUUUAUUUGAAUUUUUAUUUUAUUGUAUAUGAUAUUGUGAACUGUAAUGUUUUUUUUUUUUUUUUUUUUUUUUGUUACUUUUAAUUUAUAAGGCAGGAAUGGAGAAAAGAAUAUAUAGGUUUUUUUAAAUUAUUUUUUUACUGGUUUAUCUGAGAAGAGUAUAAAGAAACUGUAUCAAGAAGCAGGUUCGUUGGAUGCGUUGGGAACUGUGGGAUGCUCCAGUUGGAAUGACGAGGCGUCAGAGAUGAGUGUCGGUGCGUUCCAGUAAGGGCAGCAUUGGAGAGAUGUUGAUUAAGAAUGAUCAAUGCAGGGUAAGAGUGUGGUGAGAUGGAAUGUGUAAGAUGGCGAGUUGUGGGUUGAAGCAGGUGAGGGAAGCUGGUUAGGGAGAGAAGGAAUGGAAAUGAGCAGAGGCAACGAGCAUGCUACUGCAAUUUGAAACGUUUGCUUUACUAUUUGAAAUCGGGUAGGUUAGAAACCAGUUCUUGGACUUUUCUCUACAGUUUGAAUGUUUUAAGUAGAGGCCUUAAACUCAGAGUGAAACACGGCCUGGCAGGUAGAGUUUAAUCUAAAAGUAGUGUUCUGAUAAUACCACGCAGAGAACGAGCAGUUUGUUUCUUUAAGGAAGGUGCCAUGUGUGGACGUGCAACAGAGAGAAAUUUAGGAGGAGGAGGCCGGGGAUUGAGGUGAAUUCAUUCAGCUUUCCUGCAGCACUGCCUUUGACAAUCAAAUGAAACCUAGCCUAAAACCCAGAGCAAACCCCCAUGAGGUGGCUGCAGCAUUUCGGUUCAUCAGUUGAGACCCAUUGGGCUGCACAGUAUGUAUGAUGAAGUCUGACUUCAUAUUUACAUUGAUGCACAAUCACAGGAAGUUCCAUGCAGUUGCUUCUAAAAUCACAGUCCAUUGAUUUUGUUUCUGAUUUUUAUAGUGGAGUUUUUAAAGCUUGAAGCCUUAAUCUCACUUGUACAAGCUGUGAACACAGGACUGUGGUCUCCAGCAGUCUGAACAGUUGUAAAUACUUGUUUUCAUCACAGACGUGCAUGUAUAUUCAUCAGUUUUCACCUUAUUUCCUGCCUAGGAAGCACUGUUUCAAUUUCAACCCCCUCCUUUUAAACUCUGAGGCUGCUGAUCACAUGCAAGCCACUGUCUUUCUUGUCUUCAUAUUGCACAUCUUUCAAUUAGUACUGUAUGACAAGUCUCUGUUACUGAUUCACAAUGAAGCACUGGCACUGAUCUGCAGACAUGCUGUAGGAGAGAGCUCCUUCUGUCAAGGGCUUGGUUUGUUACACCCCAUCUAGUGGGCAACUGCUGUACUGCACAUUUACCAGUUAUUGAAUUUGUAUAUAUAAUAUGCUAGACUCUGUUAACUUUGUUUGGGUGAUCAAAUACUGUUUUUUGUUUUAUUUAUUUUGUUUUAACCAAAGACUUCUGAUACUUUUUAAAGAGCUGACUUGAUGUUUUGUGAGUCAGUCAAUUAAGGUAAAGCGGACCAAGACUUCUACAAUCCAUUUUCUUCCCUCUAUGCAACUGGCAGCAUGAUCACUGUCCCCCUUUUCUUGGUUUUGUUUUUACUUUUAUGCAAGAUAUGCACAAAAGAAGAUUGGUGUAGCUUUCUGGAACUUCCUGUGUUGUAGGGUAGGUUUAAUCCAAUGGUCUGGCAGCAAUCGGUCUAUGUGACCUACAUCACAGGAAGUGAGAAAUCUACACAGCCUGAAAAAAGCUUGUGUAGAACCAAAAUACGAUUGGCAUCAUAUAAGGGGCUGGGGAUUUUGCCAAUACUAUUAAGAGGGAAGAAGGAGGAUUUAAAAGCUUUGAUUUAGCCCUUUAGUCUCAGUUUUAGGCAGACCUUCACAGGAAUUUCUUAAGCCAUUUAUCAGCGCCUAUGGAGAAAUUCUAUAUGAGGCAGAGUGCAGUAUGGGCAGCACCGUACACUGUAUGCAGCAACGCUCACGCGCAGAUUUAAUGUGAAUACUAUAGUGCAUGUGUGAGCUAUAUCUUGUGAAAACUUUAAUCAGCAAGCUAAUUUAGGGCACUUUACGACAUCUUUUGAGGGAUCCACUUGUGUUUAUUGUGUUUUAUUGAAUGCUGCGACUGCUAUAAAUGAUUGACGGUUUAAUCAAGUCAAUUAAUUUAUGUAUUCCUGUUUUGUAGUAGCUUAAGAAAGCUAUUUAACCUAGCAAUGGUCGUGAUUUGAAUUAAUUUUUUUUUUUUUUUACUGUGACAUUGUUGAAAUGGUAUCUCGUAAAGAAAAAAAGUUUAGAUUCACGUUUUGUCCUCCUUAAUUUGUUAUAAAAUGGAUUUCAGUCAAAAGGAUGGGGUUGAUACCAAAGCAGGCUUAAAAUGGGUCCAAGUUGCUGAGGGGCUGCAAAUGCAAUUAUUUGGGGACAUGUUUUGGUCAGUAUUGUUUAAGAAAAUACAGUUUCUUUCAAUACGGCAUUAUAUGUUAUGCACUAGUUUUCUAUGAAUAUUAAUAAUACACCACUGUGAUUAGGGCAAGUGGGUGGUUGUUUAAUAGUUUCACACUGAUUUAAAAAAAAAAAAAAAAAAAAAAAAAAAAAAAAGUGUAUAUAUAAAAAAUAUUACUUUUAAUAAAGACCUGUACUGUAUGGCCUUGGUUUAUAAGUGCUAAAAUUCCAGGAAAUAAUAAUAAAAUAAACGGUAAACAUUUAAAAUAUUGAUGGUACAAGAAAGAUCUGCAAAAUUGUUAGAUUGGAAAAAAGGUUUGAGCAAAUGUUGACAUUCUAAUAUUUUGUGAUUCUGUUUGUGGCUGAUGCAAGUUAAGAUUUA